UUCGUCGUGCAUGACCUUUCCCAGGUCUCCAUCCCAACGUCCGCCCGCACAUCUUUCACAUGUCACGCUAAGGUGACUUUCAGGCAGUUUUUUCCACUUUUGCGCACAAUGUCGGAGCGCCAUAAAGAUGCACACUGAGAACGCAGUGGCCAAGCGGACCGCCCAGGCUGUGCGUGAGGACAUAUGCGAGCAGUCAGGUAGUCAAAUUAUCAGAACGAGUGUCUCUCGUCUGUUUCAGUGGAGUCACGGUGUUUCUUGUCAUGUGUAGCGGGAUUUCAGGGACUCAGAUUAGCUCAAGUCUAAUCGCUCUCACAAACAGAUGCGGGGCGCGGGGAUGCUGGAUGUGUUCGUUACAAUACACCCUGGAUUUAUUUAAUUUCCUCCCCUGUGUCUCAAUGUCAUAAUGGACAGGUUGCAUUCAUCCAUGCGUAAAAGGCUCUACAGUUUGCCACAGCACAUUGGACAGAAAGCAUCCAUAAUGGGGGAAGGAGAAGACGCAGACAAGGACACCCGGAGGAAGAGUAUAAGGAUGAAGCCUCUCCCGUCGCCGACCUCUGGGGUAAGCUGCAAAGGCAUCGGUGAGACCAAAAGUGGGGAGUCUGUGAUCAUGGAGACGGACAUGGGGAGACCACUGAAGACGAGCUCAAAUGGGGACUGCCGGAGAUUUCGAGGCAGCCUCUCGUCCAUCACCAGUCGGCAUGUACACGACUCAGACUCGGCCGAGGCGAGACGCCUCAUCACCGAGGGGGAUGUCACCCCGAGCGAGGAGAGCCCCCCUGGGGCGAUCGGCGACGAGCAGCCGGAUGAAGGAGCGCAGGGUGCCAGCGGUGGCGCCCAAACCGACCCUCCAGACCAGCAGGCGGGUUUUAUAAAGUUGGAUGGCAUUGAUCAAAUUCUACCGGACGACGCUGGAUUAUAUCAAGCCGGGUUCAUACACAGGCAGCUGGGAGCGAUGCUUCAACCGGGGGUCAACAAGUUCUCCCUGAGGAUGUUUGGAAGUGAGAAAGCGGUCGAACGAGAACAAGAGCGAGUCAAAUCGGCCGGAUUUUGGAUAAUUCACCCAUACAGCGACUUCAGGUUUUACUGGGACUUAACCAUGUUGCUGCUAAUGGUUGGCAACCUCAUCAUCAUCCCCGUGGGCAUCACUUUCUUCAAAGACGAGCACACCCCACCCUGGAUCGUUUUCAACGUGGUCUCAGAUACAUUCUUCCUCAUGGACCUGGUCCUCAAUUUCAGGACGGGCAUAGUCAAAGAAGACAACACAGAGAUCAUCCUGGAUCCCCAGCAGAUCAAAAUCAAGUACUUGAGGAGCUGGUUUGUGGUAGAUUUCAUAUCCUCCAUCCCUGUGGACUACAUUUUUCUAAUAGUGGAGACGCGCAUUGACUCGGAUUUCUACAAGACAGCACGUGCUUUGCGGAUUGUACGCUUUACAAAGAUCCUCAGCUUGCUACGACUCCUACGACUGUCUCGACUCAUUCGUUACAUCCACCAGUGGGAAGAGAUCUUCCACAUGACCUAUGACCUGGCCAGUGCCAUGGUGCGGAUAGUCAACCUCAUUGGUAUGAUGCUGUUGCUGUGUCACUGGGAUGGCUGCCUGCAGUUCCUGGUGCCCAUGCUGCAGGACUUCCCAGCUGACUGCUGGGUUUCCAAAAAUAAGAUGGUGAAUGACACAUGGGGACAGCAGUAUUCCUAUGCACUCUUCAAAGCUAUGAGCCACAUGUUAUGCAUUGGGUACGGCAUGUAUCCCCCAGUGGGCAUGACAGACGUCUGGCUGACCAUCCUUAGCAUGAUUGUGGGCGCUACUUGUUACGCCAUGUUUGUGGGGCAUGCCACUGCACUCAUCCAAUCGCUGGACUCAUCUCGGCGUCAAUACCAGGAGAAGUACAAACAGGUCGAGCAGUACAUGUCCUUCCACAAGCUUCCUGCAGAUAUGAGGCAGAGAAUCCAUGACUACUAUGAGCACCGCUACCAGGGCAAGAUGUUCGAUGAGGAGAGCAUCCUGGGGGAGCUCAACGAGCCGCUCCGAGAGGAAAUCAUCAACUUCAACUGUCGAAAGCUAGUAGCUUCGAUGCCUCUGUUUGCUAACGCUGACCCCAACUUUGUCACGUCCAUGCUCACCAAGUUGAGGUUUGAGGUAUUCCAGCCUGGCGAUUACAUCAUCAGAGAGGGAACUAUUGGGAAGAAAAUGUACUUCAUUCAACACGGGGUGGUGAGCGUCCUCACCAAAGGCAACAAAGAGACCAAGCUUUCAGACGGCUCCUACUUCGGGGAGAUUUGUUUGCUGACACGAGGCAGGAGGACAGCCAGUGUACGAGCCGACACAUACUGUCGUUUGUAUUCUCUCUCUGUGGACAACUUCAAUGAGGUUCUUGAAGAGUAUCCUAUGAUGAGAAGAGCCUUUGAGACUGUUGCCCUGGACCGGCUGGACCGAAUUGGAAAGAAAAACUCUAUUCUUCAACACAAGGUGCAACAUGAUCUCAGCUCUGGGGUACUCAACUACCAAGAAAAUGAGAUUAUUCAGCAAAUUGUUCAACAUGACAGGGACAUGGCCCACUGCGCCCACCUCAUGCAAAACGCUCCCCCACAGACGCCUCCAUCACCAACCCCUGUCAUCUGGGCGCCCCUAAUCCAGGCUCCCCUCCAGGCUGCUGCUGCCACCACCUCAGUGGCCAUUGCACUGACACAUCAUCCCCAUCUCCCACCAACACUCUUCAGACCUCCAGUCUCUGUUCUCAGUUCCCUCAAGGACCCAUCCACCAGACUUCGAAAGUUCCAACCAUUCGUUCCUUCAUCCACAGCACCUGGCUCCUCUGGAGACUCUCUAUCUAGCACACCCUCUAAGCUGCACUCUGGGGUGGACAUGCCAUUGCUUGCCGCCUUUCGUGCUCACCAUAUGACAUCUGGUUCUGGGACAGUUGGCUCAACAAGACAAGGAUCAGGCUUGGGAGGCCAACGUGGAAAUAAUGGGACUGGGUCUGUGUCCAGUGAAGGGGGGACUAAUGUAUUCCCUUUUGGUCCACACUCAUCCUCUGUUUCUCCCUCUUCUAGUAUGGCACAACUUCACCCACAACCACAGUAUCAACAACCCUUUCGAUCCAGCACCCCACCCCUUUCGAAUCUCUUUCACCAAUCACCUGUAGGCGGAAGCACAGGAUCAGGCCUAAGUGGAGGAGCAAUUGGAGCAUGUGGGGGUGCUACAGGUUGGUCUUCAGGAGGCACAGCUGGAGGUUCUGUUGAAGGAGCCUCUGGUGGAGACUCUUCUUGGGCUGGGGAGGACUUCACAACUGGUAUAGCAGACAUUACUUCUAGGGAGCGCUUCGACUUGAAAGGAGCAACUGAAGGAUCAUUACACGGAAAUCCGGGGGAAAUACUCGGUGCAGGAUCAGAGAGCUCAGUGGGAGCUGCUUGUGGUCAGUUCACGGGUACAACAUCAGGAGCAUCAGGGUUAGGUGUCACUUGUGGUUUAAUGCAGGACAAAACCAAGAGAUUACUAGAGGAAACUUCUAGAGGGUCAAUUGAAAGAGUCUCCAGGGGAUCAAUGAGUGGGACUUCACAAGAAUCACUGUUACUUACAAACCCUGGGGGAUCAUUUGGGAAGGCCAGCGAUGGUUCAUCUGCAUCUGUUUUUGAUAUAGCCUGUGGGGGAACAUUUGGAGGAGUUUCUGUUGAAAUGUCAGUGGGGAAUUCAACAGCAUUGUUUGGGAAGUCUUCCACUGGAUCAGCAAGCAGCCAUACAGGAGGAGCCUCAAAUGAGCCUGGAGAAACCACAACAGGAGGAUACACUGGUAGAAUGACAGGAUGUGCGGUAGGAACCCAGGUGGCAACAUUUUCAACUUUACCUGGUUUACCUUCAAGUGGAAUUACAACAGGACUUGUUGGGUCCUCUUUUUGUCAGAGUCCUUUAUCUACCAGUCCAUCCAACAUAAUGUCUAGUCAGAUUCUCCCAAACCAACCACAUCCUAAGUCGCUUCAGCAGUUUGCUGGAGGAGGUAGGACUACCAGUGGCAUAAACCUCUUCCAAUCACCAUCACAAGGCUCACCAUCUUGUGUUAGGGGGCAACAAACUCAGUUGCCUGCUACUGGUUCCCCACCAUCCGUCAGCCACUUUAGCUUGGCAGGCCUUCAGUCUGGCUGCUUGCCUCACCAGAUGUCACUGGAGAAGUCUGCAUUGGCUUCAUUGGCUCAGUAUGGUUCAGCAAACGCCUCUCCUUGCCUUACCCCAGUAGCACGGAGUCCUACAGUACAAAGUCCAGUGGCAGGCAGGACUUUUCAAUACAGCGACCCUUCAAGUAUUGCAGGAUCCCACAGUUCUUUGCUCAUGCCCCAGUCUCCUCUCCUUUCACAGCUUCCCAGCCUGCCACAAGCAUCAGGGAGAGAUUCUCCUUUAGCUCCAUUUUCUGAGGACCUAAAAAGUUUAUCCAGCUCACACCCAUCUUUACCCCAGGAGGUGGCCCAGGCCCUGAGCCACCAAACUACUUGCUCCUCUGUGGAAUAUUAUCCCUCACCAUUUUCCUCACCAACUCUUGUGCCCAAACCCUGUAGCUCAAUAUCAGGGCACAUGACUCCUCCAAAGCAGGAGUCGAUGGGGAACCCUAACCUGACUCAGUCCCCUAGAUCAUCUCCGGUACCUCCUCCACAGAGGGGCUCUGGUGCCUACUUGUCAGAUCUAGAACCUCAAACUGCUCGUUCUAAACUUCCUUCCAAUUUGUGAGGAUCGAUCACACCCUCCUGUGCUCCCCUGAAAUGAAACACAACUAUCUGUACUCAUGAGAUUAUUUUAUGUUGUCAGACUUCAUUGUGUUCCAUCUCUCAUUUACCAGGAUUUUUACAUUUACUGUGAAUUCAAGAUAUUUUACUAGGAAACUCAGAGCUAUAAAGUACUCCUCUUUUGUUUAAUUCAUUGUUCUUGUUCAUAUAUGCUGUAUAUAGGCAGAAGUAUUUUAAACUCAUAGGCUAAUUAAGGGACGGGGAGGGUGUGAAAGUGAUCUCAAGGACUGUCAUUUUCUUUAUUUGUAAGACUAUGCCAAAUUCAUCAUCAUUCAUAUUAUUUGGAAAGUAAAUCAAUAGAAUACAUAAAAAAUGUUUUUUAUUGCAGGAACCUAUGCACUAAUACCUGCAUGUAUAAAGGCUUUUGUGUGUUUUAAGAUUACUAUCAAAAUUUUUAGCUCAAAAGAUAUGAUUUGAGACUCAUCGACUCUUGUACCUUUCUGUUUAGGAUCACAUAUUGCUGAUUCUUAAAUGUAUUUAUGAGAUUGUUCUUAUUUAUCCUCUGUAUAAACUUUUCAAAACCUUGAACGAUGGAGAUGAGAUUUUAGGAUACCAAAAAGACUUUUUCUGUGGAAUAACUAUUCACCUCUCCAGGGCCCACGAUCCCUCUUUUAUACCACUUUGUUGUUUUCACGCUGGUAUUUGAAACAGAGGAAGAGGGGUUUGCUGAGCUACCUUCUGUCUCAGUGUUUCGACAUAAGAGUAUGUGAUGGACGACCUUUCUGCAGAGUCCUCAACCAUAUUCUAACAAGCUCACCUUGUCUUCCAAGCUUGUGACACUUAAGUGUAUUAAGUUUGUAUUGUUUCUCUUCCGAGCCAUGCUCAACUGUUAAUGUGUGAGUGUAGCAACAAGUGUUGAAUGCAAGGGAAGAGUUUUUCCAGACUGAUCAAAAGUAAGUUUGCCUUUUUUAAACAAAACUUAGGACUUCCAAUAGCCAGUUUGUGUGAUGCAUUGCAUAGCACUUGGAUCGUAAAGAAAUACUUUUACAUUUGAUAGUAAUAAAGCCCAUUGGGGAAAGUGAUAACAAUUACAAUGAAACUUGAUUUUUUUCUCUCACUAUAUGGAUCCGCAUCGAGUUUGAAAACAACAUCUUCAUUAACCAAUACAGUUUGUUAAAUCAGAAAUACAGAAAUGCUGGACCAAAAAUAUUCAUUUAUCUUUGCACCACUUCCUCUGGUGUAGCUGCUUAAUGGUCAGCAUGAGUUUUUCUCCUUAGUAAAGACUAAUUAUGAGUUUGAGAUGUUGAAUGUAUGCAUGAUGCUUCCAAUGAGUACUGUAGGUAUGGUUGGUGCACUGAAGGCAAAUUGUCCCUAAGAGGGUUAAGAAACUGUUCUGUAACUGUAAAAGUCAUUGAUUCUAUGUCUUUAACAGACAGUAUCGUCAGCAGCCAUUUCUGUAGCCAUAAUGUCCAUUAAAAGACAUAUAAGUGCGAGUUGAGUAGUUCAUGAGAUAAUCUGGACAUGUUACUGUGAAAGCUGCCUGCAACAGCCCACUUGUUACUCCUAUAAUCUUUUAAGUGACACUGUACAUUUGUGCCAUUUUAAAAAUUAUCCAAUUAAAUGUUCAGGUAUUCUUGGCCUCUUUUAUAUUUUGGUAUAAACAAAUUUUGAUCAUUUUUGAGAAAGCUCAAACAUAAUAGUUCAAUUAACACCUUCAAUUGCAAAACUCUAGAAUUUGACACAGCAAUUCUGUUCUUUCGCACACAUGUUCACACACGGAUGAUGGCUGUAGCCCCAGCUGCCAUGGGGCACAACAACUGAGACAGAUGGAGCAUGGAUUUGAACCGGCAACCUACUGAUUAGGGGAAGAACUCCUACCACCGUCACCCCCUAUUUGAGAAAUGUGCAUUUUAAGGUUAUUGAUUCACUAACAACGAUUUACUCUUGCUUCAGGCUUUGAUAUGAAGCAAAAUGUUUCAUGUUAAAUGUUCAAAUAGCAGAGCCAAACUAGAAAAGUCUAUUAUGCCAAAGUCUACUAUUUGGCAUAAUAAAUAUGUAUUUAGAUGUUGAAAUGAAGCCCUGGAUAAAUGUGGAUAGCUAUUUAAGAUUUGAACCACUUCUGAAUAACAUUCCAACCUGGACACUUAAUGAUUUCAAAAAGCUGUCACAAAGCCAUAAUAAUUUUUGUAAGGCAAAGUAAACAUACCGGAAACCCAAGUUGCAAAAUAAAAUCUAAAUUCUGAAUAUUUUAUUUCUCUCACUUGAGCAAUCUGAUCUGUUUAAGCUAGAAUUAUACAAUUCUUUCCAUUUACCAAUUUUCAUGGGUUAAGUCUGUAAAAGAUAUAUUUAAAUUGGAUAUUUUCUGAUUUAAG
Xiphophorus maculatus (southern platyfish) is the source of this 7079-nucleotide messenger RNA. It is a transcript of the gene hcn4, whose product is annotated as potassium/sodium hyperpolarization-activated cyclic nucleotide-gated channel 1. Gene Ontology annotation, biological process: potassium ion transport; transmembrane transport. The transcript has 8 exons. Bases 404 to 4711 code for a protein of 1435 amino acids. Gene Ontology annotation, cellular component: membrane. The record is from RefSeq and is a predicted model, not a curated record. NCBI's taxonomy places the organism in Eukaryota, Metazoa, Chordata, Actinopteri, Cyprinodontiformes, Poeciliidae. Gene Ontology annotation, molecular function: voltage-gated potassium channel activity.